GUUAGAGUCAAGGACACAUCUCCUCGGUUUUAGAUGCCCAGCUGCAGCUUGUAGCCCGGGACCCCCAGAAGCAACGCGGCUCUGAGACCCUCAGGACCCCCCCUCUGGUAGACGCUCCUCUGACCCAGUGCGGCUGAAGCCCCUGGACGCUCCUCCACCGUCACCAUGGGUACCGUGCUGUCUUUGUCCCCCAGCUACAGGAAGGCGGCCCUGUUUGAGGAUGGACCCGCCACUGUGGGUCACUACACGGCCGUGCAGAACAGCAAGAACGCCAAAGACAAGAACCUGAAGCGCCACUCGCUCAUCAAUGUGCUGCCAUGGAAACGGAUUGUAGCGGUGUCAGCGAAGAAGAAAAGCUCCAAGAAGGUCCAGCCCAACGGGACCUACCAGAACAAUGUCACCCAGCUCAACAACGAGAACCUGAAGAAGUCUCAGUCAUGCGCUAACCUGUCCACCUUUACGCAGGACCAGAGCACUCCACCUCUCACAAAGACCUCCAACAACACAUCAGUGUCGUCCGUGAAAAAGGCCCCUCUCACCAACUCCAAUGUGGCCCCCGGGACCCCAAAGAGAGUGAUUGUGCAGGCCUCCACCAGUGAGCUGCUGCGCUGCCUGGGGGAGUUCCUGUGCCGGCGCUGCUACAGGCUCAAACACCUGUCCCCCACAGACCCGGUGCUGUGGCUGCGCAGCGUGGACCGCUCCCUGCUCCUGCAGGGCUGGCAGGACCAGGGCUUCAUCACCCCUGCUAACGUAGUUUUCGUCUACAUGCUGUGUCGGGACGUGGUCUCCUCCGAGGUGGCCACAGAGCACGAGCUGCAGGCAGUGCUGCUCACCUGCCUCUACCUGUCCUACUCCUACAUGGGCAACGAGAUCUCCUACCCGCUCAAGCCCUUCCUGGUGGAGAGCUCCAAGGAGACCUUCUGGGAUCGCUGCCUGUCCAUCAUCAACCUGAUGAGCGCCAAGAUGCUGCAGAUCAACUCAGACCCGCACUACUUCACUCAGGUGUUCGCGGACCUGAAGAACGAGAGCCAGAAGGAGGAGGAGAGGAGCCGCCUGCUCAUCGGUCUGGACCGGUGA
Messenger RNA from Notolabrus celidotus (New Zealand spotty), 1077 nucleotides. It is a transcript of the gene cdk5r1b, whose product is annotated as cyclin-dependent kinase 5, regulatory subunit 1b (p35). The coding region runs from base 166 to 1077 and encodes 303 amino acids. Gene Ontology annotation, molecular function: protein kinase binding; cyclin-dependent protein serine/threonine kinase activator activity. Gene Ontology annotation, cellular component: cytoplasm; protein kinase 5 complex. Gene Ontology annotation, biological process: brain development; positive regulation of cyclin-dependent protein serine/threonine kinase activity; activation of protein kinase activity. The record is from RefSeq and is a predicted model, not a curated record. Lineage: Eukaryota; Metazoa; Chordata; Actinopteri; Labriformes; Labridae. The transcript has a single exon.